AUGUCGUUUAUGCUUCAGCAUUUAAAUAGUGGUUGGGCAGUUGAUCAAGCUAUAGUAAACGAAGAUGAACGAUUAGUUUGUAUUCGUUUUGGUCAUGAUUACGAUCCUGAUUGUAUGAAAAUGGAUGAAUUACUAUAUAAAGUAGCUGAUGAUAUAAAGAAUUUUUGUGUUAUAUAUUUGGUGGAUAUCACCGAAGUUCCUGAUUUUAAUACAAUGUAUGAAUUGUAUGAUCCAGUUUCUGUUAUGUUUUUUUAUAGAAAUAAACACAUGAUGAUAGAUUUAGGUACAGGUAAUAAUAAUAAAAUUAAUUGGCCUAUGAAUAAUAAACAAGAAUUUAUUGAUAUUGUUGAAACCAUAUUCAGAGGCGCAAGAAAAGGAAGAGGUUUAGUCAUAUCACCGAAAGAUUAUUCAACUAAAUAUAAAUAUUAA
Molecule: messenger RNA, 429 nt
Organism: Plasmodium berghei ANKA
Lineage: Eukaryota; Apicomplexa; Aconoidasida; Haemosporida; Plasmodiidae
Product: mitosis protein dim1, putative
Exons: 1
Coding region: 1-429 (142 amino acids)
Biological process (GO): mRNA splicing, via spliceosome
Cellular component (GO): U4/U6 x U5 tri-snRNP complex; U5 snRNP; spliceosomal complex
Source: RefSeq, a predicted model, not a curated record